Molecule: messenger RNA, 708 nt
Organism: Vairimorpha ceranae
Lineage: Eukaryota; Fungi; Microsporidia; Nosematidae
Product: 40s ribosomal protein s3a
Exons: 1
Coding region: 1-708 (235 amino acids)
Biological process (GO): translation
Cellular component (GO): ribosome; cytosol
Molecular function (GO): structural constituent of ribosome
Source: RefSeq, a predicted model, not a curated record
AUGGCCAUCCAACCACCAGGAAGUAAUACAAAAGCAAACAAAAAGGGCGCAAAAAAGAAUCUAAAAAUAGAUACAUUUUCUAAAAAAGAAUGGUAUAAUCUUAAGGCUCCCGCUAUAUUUCCUAACAAUGUCUGUGGUAAGACUAUGGUUACUAAAAGCAGUAAUAAACAAAAUUUGGCUCUUCUUUUAAUAGGCAGGAAAUUUGACAUCAAUCAAGCGGAUCUUACUGGUAAUUUAGAAGAGCAUGCAAGAAAGUUCUCUUUUAGAGUUAAUGAAGUGCGCGGUAAAGAUUGUAUUGGUGUUUUUGAUGGUAUGCACAUGACUAGUGAUAAAGUUAAGGGAAUAAUUCGUAAGUGGCACACUCUUAUUGAGGCAGAAAAAGAUAUUGUAGCCAAAGAUGGUACUAUUUUAAGGGUGUUUGUUAACGCUGUUACUAAGAAAACACCCACUUGUACUUCUAAAAGGGUUUAUUGUAAAACCAGUGAAGAAAAGAAAAUAAGAAAAGUUAUGUUUGAUGUUAUUGAAGAAGAGCUAAAAGGCGAGGAUUUAAAUAAAAUUAUGAAGAAAUUGGCGGCAGAAGUUAUCGGUAAAAGUGUUGAGAAAAAAGGCAGUCUUAUUUAUCCAUUGCAGAAUUGUUGCGUAAUAAAAGUUAAAACGGUUAAAAGAGGUAAAGAUACCAGUAAUGCUAUGGAAAUAGAAGCUAAUUAA